AUGACACCAUUUGAGGCUUUGUAUGGGAGGAAAUGUCGCAGUCCAAUUUGUUGGAACGACACUAGUGAAACUAUGAUCCUAGGGCCUCAAAUGAUUGAAGAUACAGUUAAGCAAGUAAGGGAAAUUCAAGCUAAAAUUCAAGCAGCUCAAGAUCGCCAAAAGAGCUAUGCAGACUUAAAGCGAAGGGAAGAAGAAUUUGGGAUUGGUGAUAAAGUGUUGUUAAAGGUGUCACCAAUGAAAGAAGUGAUGAGGUACAUUCCUGAUAAAUCCCAUGUGCUACAAUCCGAAACCAUUGAGUUAGAUCAAAGCUUAACUUAUGAGGAGAGACAUGUCAAGAUUCUUGACAGUAAAGUGCGUAGUACACGCAAUAAGAACGUUAACAUUGUGAAAGUACUUUGGUCUAACCAAGAUUAUCAGGAAGUCACUUUGGAGGCAGAAGAUGAAAUGAAAAAGAAAUACCCGGAGCUGUUUUAG
Chenopodium quinoa (quinoa) is the source of this 474-nucleotide messenger RNA. RefSeq lists its product as uncharacterized. The record is from RefSeq and is a predicted model, not a curated record. Lineage: Eukaryota; Viridiplantae; Streptophyta; Magnoliopsida; Caryophyllales; Amaranthaceae. Bases 1 to 474 code for a protein of 157 amino acids. The transcript is spliced from 2 exons.